CCUGAGCAGAAGUAUCAGAAGAGACAAACAGGGAACAAUGAUGCUCCUGCUCCUGUCUGCUCUGCUGCUGAGCCUGGCGGUGGAUGCCUCACCUGACGACAGAUUCUUCAUCUCAGCUCCUAACGUGUUCCAUGAGGGAGUGAAAGAGAAAGUCUUUGUGCAGCUGGGCAAAAACCAUCUAAAUAAAAAUCUUCGGAUUUACUUGGAACAUGAGAGUUUAGGCAUUGUUUUGUCAGAUACAGUGACUGUUACCUGUACAAAGGAAGAGAAAGGGGAGCUAACAGAGCUGAUGAUAGACCAGAAAAAGCUCUCCACCCUGUCACCCAGACCUAGCUAUGUCAUGUUGGUGGCAGAAGGCCUUUCUGUGGACAGAAAGAUGACCAGGGUGCUGCUCUCCCCACACAGAGGCCACAUCUUUAUUCAGACUGACCAGCCUCUGUACAAACCCAUGGACACAGUGAAAUUCAGGAUAUUCACUCUUGACCACACAUUCAGGCCAUCAGAGGAGGUUUUUCACUUGUUAUUGUAUAAUGCACUUGGAAACAGAGCAUUGAAAGCAAUUUACACUACGAAGGGAGGCCUAUUUGAAAAUCAUUUUGUCAUUCCAGAUGUAGCUAAAACAGGCAUAUGGAGGAUUGUGGCACACUAUGAAGGAGAUAGAGAUCAUGCUGUUUCUAAAGAGUUUAAAGUUCAAAAGUUUGUGAUGCCCAGUUUUGAAGUGAACGUUCAAAUGGAGAAUAACUACAUUUUAGUCAAUACUAAAGAAGAAAAUAUCAACUUCAGAAUCUUGGCAAGGUAUACACAUGCAAACCCAGUGAACGGGGCCUACCACUGUCAGUUUGGAGUCAUUCCAAAAGGAUCCAGUGCAAAGCCAACCUUGAUUAAGGGCAUGGAGCAGACUGGUUCUAUCAACGAUGGAACAGCAUCAGUUUCAGUGAAUAUUGCAAAAUUAAAUCAGAAAACCCAAGAGCAGACAAACCUGAGCUUGUCAGAGUUAGAGGGCCGCGGGGAACUUCUGUAUUUGGGAGUACUUGUCACUGACGUACAAAAUGGAGAAAUACAAGAGCGACAAAUGUUUAUACCUGUAGUGUCUCACAAAUACAGGAUUGACCUUUCAAGAACUGUCUCUCAUUUCAAACCUGGAUUUCCAUUAAAUGUGGCAGCGCUGGUUCGUCUUCCAGAUGGCUCUCCUGCAGAGAAAGUGCCAGUAACAAUGACUUUAAUGGAUCAAACAGGGCAAAGUACAACUAACCUGCAGGGGGCAGUGUUUUAUACAUUUAAUGUCGUGUCCACGAAUGCAGUGACUCUUACAGUGUCUGUUGAUGACAGCAGUGAAUCCAAAGUAAUAAAUGCUGCUGUAUCUCCAGUCGACCUCUACCUGGAUGUACUUCAUAAAGAGUACACAGUGGGAGAUGAACUACAAGUGAAGUUCAUGACUAAAAACGCUCCACAGACUGGGGUCAUACACUACCUGGUGCUGAGUCAAGGAUCUAUAGUCGACACAAAUCAUGUGAACAUGAGAGAUGCAAUCACACAGACCCCACUGAAGCUGCAGAUAUCAGACAACAUGGUGCCAUCCUUCCGUAUAAUUGGCUACUUCUACACUCCAAACAAUCACAUCAUCAGCGACUCUGUGUGGCUGGCUGCCAAAGGCAAUUGUGAGGAAAAGGUGAAGGUUGAACAUAAAGCAACAGUUGAACCACGACGUUUGUCCAAGUUAGAUAUUGAUUUGUUCGGGCAAGAAGCCACAGUGGCUCUGCUGGCAGUGGACACAGCCUUCAAUAGCCUUAAUGCAGACAAUAAACUCACUCAAGAGCAGGUGUACUCCUCAAUGGAGGCCUAUGACCUGGGCUGUUCAUAUGGUGGAGGACAAGAUCCUGGCUCUGUUAUGGAAGAAGCGGGGUUGGCAUUUUUUACAACCGAGACUAAGGCGAAAUGGAGAAAAGAUUUGAAGUGCCAUUCCAAAGUACGACAAAAGCGAUCUGUGGACCUUGAACAAGAAAUGAUGGAAUUAAAAUCCAAGUAUGAAGAAGAGAUUUUGCAAAGCUGUUGUGCCCAUGGGUUCCUUCUUAUCCCUAUGCAAUGGUCAUGUGAAGAGAGGGUUAAGAGGGUCUUUGAGCUCCAGGGAAACACCUCCUGUACUUGGGCCUUCAGGGACUGCUGCCUGGAAGGGCAGCGCCUGAGAGAGCAGAGGGCCAAAGAGGAGGCUAAGAAAGGACUGGGCAGAACUACAAGUUUACUUGAUAUUGAAGAGCACUUCUUGACCACAGACAAUGCAUUCAUUAGGAAAGUUUUCUCCUCCUCGUUUGCUUUCACAUCAUUUCCUGUAAAGGGCAAAGCAAGCUUCCGGCUAGGUUUGCCUGAUUCUAUCACCACAUGGGAGAUUCGAGUUGUCACUUUGUCCAAAGCAUCAGGUUUGUGUGUCAAAAAACCAAGUCUGCUGAGGGCGUUUAAACCAGUUUUUGUGUCUCUGAGACUUCCUACUUCAGUUAGGAAGUACGAGGAAAUGUUUAUUGCUCCAGUCAUUUACAACUACGAUAGUGCUGACCUUCAUGUAGCAGUGCACAUGGCCCAGAGUGAAGGCCUUUGUUCUCCAGGCUCAGCUACCUCAGUGUCAUUUGUAAACGUCACCGUGAGCCCAGACUCAUCACAGACAGUCACAUUUUCGGCUGUCCCAAUGAGAAGUGGCUCCAUACCUAUUCAAAUACGCCUGUAUGACAUAAAUAAAGAAUCAGAAUUAGAUGCCAUUGAGAAGAUUUUGAAUGUAUGGACAGAGGGAGUUGAAAAGACUGAAGAAGAAACGACAAUAAUACAUUUAAAUGGAACAAAUGAUGUAACCAGGAAAAUUAAUGGAAAGUUACCAGAUGACACAGUUCCUGAAUCUACAUCCAACAUUUUCAUUUCAGUGGAGGAGGAUGGAUUUAGCAAGUCACGUUUGAAGAAUCUUCUUAAUCCAGAGAAAGUUGCUAAGCUCAUUCACCUGCCUAGUGGCUGUUUGGAACAAACAACCAGGACUCUCACUCCGACAGCUGUGGCUGUGCGCUACCUAGAUCUAAGUGACCAGUGGUUCAGCAUGCCUCCUGGAAGCCGAGAUGAAGCAGUUAAUUAUAUUGGGAAAGGUGUCGCUAGAAUUGUACAAUUAUUAACCCAAAGCAGGUCACCAGGGGCUUAUGGGUCAUGGCCCAAUCACAGACCCAGCACUUGGUUAACUUCCCAUGUGGUGAAAGUUCUGUCAAUGGUGGGGAAACGCCAGCUGUUUACAUUUGAUCGAGAGGGAAGAAAGAAAAUAAACACACCAGUACAGCAAAUCAUAGAAGGAGUCAGAUAUUUGAGUGCUAAACAGGAAGCUGAUGGCUCAUUUAGCGAUGCAAAUCGUGUUCUACAUAGAGGCAUUUUGAACGGUGUAGAUAGCAAGGCAUUCAUGACGUCCUUUGCUACUCUAGCAUUAACCCAGUCUCUUGAUCUAUUGAACGAACAAGAAAAGAGUUCUACGCUGGCUGUCAUAUCAAAAGCAACAGAAUAUCUUUGGUCGAACUUUAAUCAACUGCAACAUCCAUUAGCUGUUGCCAUCACAGCAUAUUCCCUCGCAGUAAGUAAAGAGUAUGCUCCAGAGGUCAGACGCAAGAUUGACUGGGCAAAAUUUGAAGCUACAGACAAGGCUGCAAUUACAGUAGAGACCACAGCAUAUGCGUUGCUGACUGCAGUGGCCCUUAAAGAAGUCCAGCAGGCAAAUAAAUUAGCACACUGGUUAACCACACAAGAAAAUUACUAUGGUGGCUUCUACUCAUCACAGGAUACUUUAGUAGCUUUGGAGGCUCUUUCAGAAUAUGAAAUGAUGGCACCAGCCACAUCUGAAGCAAAUUUAGAGGCAUUAUUCACAGCUCAAGGGAAAAACUAUGUUGAAAAGUUACAGUUGGAUAACAAAGACAAGGUGGAAAAGGACCUAAAGCGCUUUGUUGGGAGGGAUAUUACAGCAACAUUCAAAGGAAGUGGAAAAGCCAUAGUUAAAGUUCGAAAAGUGUUUCAUCUGAUGGAACCCAAAGACAUUUGUGAUAAAGUGUCAAUUGAAGUGAAAGUGAAGGGGAAAGUCAAGUACACUGUUGCAAUCCAAGAGAAUUAUGAAUACUAUGAUGAUGACAAUAUGGGUGAUGACAACCGAAUGUCUCGUACCGCCAUUGAGUGGAUUGAUAUUCGCACGCGCAGGAGAAGAGAUGUGGACAGUGACCAAGCUGAUGAUCACUUUGUCACUUAUGAAGUUUGUGUCAUGCAUAACCCUACCUAUGAGCUCACAGGAAUGGCAAUUGUUGAUCUUACACUCCUGAGUGGGUUUGUGGCUGAAGCAGAGGACCUGGAGGCUCUUAAAGCUCCCCCGGAACAAUAUAUCUCCCACUAUGAACUGUCACAUGGAAAAGUUCUGAUCUAUCUGAAUCAGCUUGUUGAACAAAAGCAGUGCUUUGAGUUUGAUGCUAAACAGUUGCACACAGUUGGCCUUCUGCAGCCUGCGCCUGCAGUCUUUUAUGAUUAUUAUGAGCCAGGUCACAAGUGUACUGUUUUCUACUCCGCUCCAAAGAGGAGCAAGGUGAUCUCCAGGCUCUGUUCGGGAGAUGUGUGCCAAUGUGCAGAAAGACCUUGUCACAAAAUAAGAAAUACAUCCAAGAACGCUGAAGAAGACCGCCAAAAUCACGCUUGCUUCUAUCCUCUUGUGGAUUAUGCAUACAUGGUGACAGUCAUGGAGGCUUCUGAGAAAAACAACUUUGUACUAUACAAAACCAAAGUCACUGAUGUGUUGAAAAUCAAUGGGGAUCAUGUUGUGAAGACUGGCUCUCAUCGCGUGUUUGCCAAAAGACGACAGUGUAAAAGCAGAUUAGAAGAGGGAAUGGAGUACCUCAUUAUGGGAAAAGAUGGCACCACUACCGACUCCCACGGGCAGAAACAGUAUCUUUUGGAAGCGAACACUUGGGUUGAACCAAAACCAUUUGAUUGCGAUAAAACUGACCAUGCAAAUUUCUGCAUUGACUUUACAAAUUUUGUGGAAGACUUCAAGGCUAACUCAUGCAGACAGUGAAUAAAA
Molecule: messenger RNA, 5071 nt
Organism: Periophthalmus magnuspinnatus
Lineage: Eukaryota; Metazoa; Chordata; Actinopteri; Gobiiformes; Gobiidae
Gene: c4b
Product: complement 4B (Chido blood group)
Exons: 41
Coding region: 38-5065 (1675 amino acids)
Biological process (GO): complement activation
Cellular component (GO): extracellular region
Molecular function (GO): protein binding; endopeptidase inhibitor activity
Source: RefSeq, a predicted model, not a curated record